Pichia membranifaciens NRRL Y-2026 is the source of this 1320-nucleotide messenger RNA. RefSeq lists its product as hypothetical. Gene Ontology annotation, molecular function: catalytic activity. The record is from RefSeq and is a predicted model, not a curated record. The transcript has a single exon. Gene Ontology annotation, biological process: carboxylic acid metabolic process. The coding region runs from base 136 to 1122 and encodes 328 amino acids. Lineage: Eukaryota; Fungi; Ascomycota; Pichiomycetes; Pichiales; Pichiaceae.
AUGAGUCGAGUUAUAAGAUGUCACUUGUUUCCGGAAUUUGGACCGACCUUUCUCCCUUCAUUAGACACGAUUAACUAGUUUCAUAUGUAGCUUAGCCAGGUUGAAGGUAAAAACUCCAGCUAAUUGUAUUGCACUAUGACUAAAGAAUUGCUUAAUGGAGAUCAUUCUUUUGUUGACGAUCCUAGAAACGAAACCAUCAAAAUUGGCAUUCGUGACGGUGUAAAUCUCAAGUUUGAACUCUUCGCACGAAACGAAGCAAAAGUUUCUGUGUUUGACUCUUCUUUUCUUGUGGGUGAUGGGAUCUGGGAAGGAUUAAGAGUCAUAAGGGGUAAUGUGCAAUAUGCAUAUGAGCAUUUUGAAAGGCUGUUUCAAACUGCAUACGCAUUAUGGAUUGAUUUAGGGAUAACCAAAAAAGAGUUGUUAAAACUUAUUUAUGAAACCAUUGACGCCAAUCCGGGAAUGAAUGAAAGUGAAGACGUUCACGUACGUUUAAUUUGUACCAGAGGUUUGAAGAGCACUCCUUAUCAAUCCAGAAAGGUCAACAUCGGCAAGUCUCUCAUUACCAUCAUACCGGAAUAUAAGAAGGUCACUACGGAAUCUUAUGAGAAAGGUAUCAAAUUGAUUACAUCUUGGGUUAGAAGAGGCUCUCCCGACACUAAGGAUGAGAUGUGGAAUCACCUUUCUAAAGCUACAGAUAUAAUGGCAUGUUUAUCAGCAGAAAGUGCUGGAGCAGACGGUGCAUUGAUGCUAGAUCAUCAUGGUUUUGUGAAAACCUGCAAUGCCACCAACUUCUUUAUUAUUCGGAAAGGUGAAUUAUGGGCACCUACCAAGGAUAAUCAGAUGCAUGGCAUUACAAGACAAAAAGUGCUUGAUAUUAGUAGAGAAAACGGCAUUGUGGUCAAAGAAAUGAAUUUCACUAUGACAGAUGUUUACACGGCUGAUGAAGCAUUCUGUACCGGUACUUUUGCAUCCCAAGUUCCCGUAAAGCAGGUUGAUGGUUUGAUAAUCGGAACUGGAGCUAUGGGACCAUUAACUAAAAAAAUCAGCAAAUGGUAUAAGGAAGACGUCAUGCAUGACACCAAAAACUCUCGAGAAGCUACAUUGAAAAAACUCGAUACUUGAUAAGGAACGCAACCCUUGGUAUCAACUAAAAAAUGUAGAACAUGUUUGGAAAAUUUUAGUGUCAUUGUGACUCAAAAAAGCAAAGGAGGCAUGUCACGAAUUCUGAGGUGCUGGAAAAUAUGAAGUUCUUGAAACCGAUUUCAACCGGAUUUAGAUUCUCUGUGUAUAUAAAUAUCACUGAAAAAAAAGUAGCUGAGU